AUACUUCCUGGUGCAUGCAUACGUUUAUUGUCACAUGAUAUUUUGUUUCACCAGUGGAAUGUAGACCAACCGAAAGCAGCAUUUUAUCAUAAACUGAUGUAACAUUAAAUGGAACUGUCAUCUCGAUGACAUGACAGCAGCUUGUCACCACCAUGUCUCUCAGGGGCGACCGUACCUCCGUGUUCACAUUCCAGUCUGCGGUACAUAGUUCCCACGUCCUGACGCGUCUCAACGACCAGAGACUGAGGGAUGUGUUGUGUGAUGUUACACUAGUGGCAGGUGGCAGGACGUUCAGGGCCCACUGCUCUGUACUGGCCUCCUGUAGUGACUACUUCCACAGCAGGAUCAUCAACCACACCAGCCCCAGCCUGGUGGUCACUCUGCCUGAUCAGGUAACAGCAGAGGGGUUUGAACCAUUGCUACAGUUCUGCUACACCUCCAAGCUGCUCUUCACCAAAGACAAUAUCGUGGCCAUCCACAGGUGUGCCGGGCUCCUGGGGUUCCACAACCUGGAGACUAGCUGCUUCGACUUCCUUCUGCCAAAGUUCCUGGAGGGUAGCAACAUUACAGCCCAGGAGGCAAGAAGAAGAAGAAGAGGAGGCUGCUGUCAGGGCAGGUCCCAGAUCAGGUCCUCCAACCAGGGAAGAUUGCCUAGUUGCCGGUCCUCCAACCAGAGGAGGUCCCCCAGUGUCGAUUCAGCCCACUGUACAGGCUGUCAGUCCCAAAGCAGGACCCCCAACCAGAGCAUGACCCCUAGCCAGGGCAUGUUGCCUGGUGGCAUGACCCCCAGCCAGAGCAGGACCCCCAGCCAAAGCAUGACCCCCAGCCAGAGCAUGACCCCCAGCCAGGGCAUGUUGCCUAGUGGCAUGACCCCCAGCCAGGGUAUGUUGCCAAGUGGCAGUUUAGCCCUAAAUACAGACACAAACAGAGAUGGAGAGCAACAGGUUAUACCUCAUCCCCAGAACACAGGCGCAGGCCAGACAACAGGAAGUGAUGUCAGGAACAUAGGAAGUGACUUCGGGGCACAGUGCUCAGCUGCCAACCCAAGUGGAACAAUGUCCCCACAGCCACACCAGAGGUUAACAGUGCCUUCGGACGGAAACGUACAAAUAGACUUCCAGUCGUCAUCCCGAUGUACAAAGACCCUGGCCUUGCUAGUCAACUCGGGCAGCAGUGGUCAGGAGCAGUUCUGUUUGCAGACCUGUGGCCCCAACAUGUCACCCUUAUCUCUCGGGGGACUGACGUCCUCCAGUGGUCUUGGUGUCUGUCCCAUCCUGGCCAUGCCGUGUCCUGGUGGUGUUGACCGUAAGCCAGACCCUGACACCGUUUUCAGUGAUAGAGACAUCCUAGGGAUGGAGGCAGCGGUGUGUCCCGUGACGAUGGGUGAGGAGAGUCUGAGAGAUUGCCCACUCUCCUGUGAGCUGCCGUCCCAUGACGAUGUGAGCCCAUCAGACCUUAUUGAGGCAGCGGUUGGAGAGAUGGAUGAUGACCAGCCUGUCGUUGGGAGUCUGAUGGCUGAUGAAGCUGGGUGUAACCCAGGUUCCUGUAGCACGUGCCCACCAAGAGGCUCAGGAGUGGUAGAGGAGGCUGAGCUACAGCAACCUGUAUUGGAUCUCCUGGCAAUACACAAAAGCCCUAACUCAGAAAAUAGUGAGGGGGAGAGCCAUGGUGGAUGCCUUAUGUUCCCAAGGCCACGACGAUUAGGUCAAGUUGGUCAGCUACCUGUGUUAAUGCAGAGAGAGGACCCUGGUCUGGAUGGCAGCGUGGCUGUUGGGGGUCAUCUCACUGACUCCGCCCUCACUGACCCCUCCCUCUCUGACCCCACCCUCUGUGGUCUUACCCCUGAUGGUAGGGGGUACGGACUUGGAGAGCGGAGCAGCGUGGAGAGGGAGGUGGCUGAACAUCUGGCCAAGGGUUUCUGGCCUGAUUUAUGCCCCUCACAGACUGAACCUCUCCCUAGUCUCCCUAAUCUGGACACCAUGGAGCACGGAGGUCUGGGUAGAGUUCCUGAUCUGGACACCAUGGAGCACGGAGGUCUGGGGAGAGUUCCUGAUCUGGACACCAUGGAGCACGGAGGUCUGGGGAGAGUUCCUAAUCUGAACACCAUGGAGCACGGAGGUCUGGGUAGAGUUCCUAAUUUGAACACCAUGGAGCACGGAGGUCUGGGUAGAGUUCCUAAUCUGGACACUAUGGACCACAGUGGUCUUGGAAAGGCUGCAGACUUCCCCUGGCAGCUAGACCUGAACUCAAAUCCAGCAGACUGUCCCUUCCUUAGAGACCUGGGGACAGGAGGGGCAGGGGGCAUGGAGGGGAUGGAAGAGGUGGGGGAGAUGGGUAAGGUAGGACACACAGGUGGGAUGGGUGGGGUGGAAGAGACAGGGGAGGCCCAGACCCCCGGUGGGAACCACAGCCUGUCCCAGUCUGAGAUGAGUCCCUACAUGUCAUCUGUUAACUCAGGAGAGGACUCAGACGGAGACCUGGACACAGACGGAGACACGGAGAGAGAGGUCAACAACAGGAGAGCACGAGAGGUUUGUCUGCCAUUCCCGGUGGUUCAGAUCUCGUCAGUCAGUCGUAGUGCCUUCCAGCAGCUCCUCAGAUGCCAACAGCUGACCCACGAACAGCUGGAAUUCGUCCACGACGUCCGUCGGCGCAGCAAGAACCGCGUGGCUGCCCAGCGCUGUCGCAAGAGGAAGCUAGAAGGCAUCGGUAAACUACAGACUGAGAUCGACACACUGAGAGGAGAGAAGAAGAGGUUGCUGGAGGAGCAGGGCCACCUGCAGAGGAACAUGGAGGAGACGUUACAGAGUCUGACAGGGCUGUGUCAGAGCGUCUGCGACGAGGCAGGGUUCUGUCAUGAUCAGGACCAGCUACAGCUCCUAGCCAAGCUCCAGUCUCCUGACGUCCCUGUCUCAGCCCUCCUCAACACUCUGGCCUCCCCCGGCCUCCCCCUCUCCUCCCCUGGCCUCCCCCUGGAACUGAUGCCAGUUAGCUUAGAGCCCCAACCCCUGCCUAUACCACAACCACGAGCACAGCCCUAGACACAAUCACAGCCCCAACCCCUGCCUAUACCACAACCAUGAGCACAGCCCUAGACACAAUCACAGCCCCAACCCCUGCCUAUACCACAACCACGAGCACAGCCCUAGACACAAUCACAGCCCCAACCCCUGCCUAUACCACAACCAUGAGCACAGCCCUAGACACAAUCACAGCCCCAACCCCUGCCUAUACCACCAGCACAGCCCUAGACACAAUCACAGCCCCAACCCCUGCCUAUACCACAACCACCUGCACAGCCCUAGACCCAAUCACAGCCCCAACCCCUGCCUAUACCACAACCACCAGCACAGCCCUAGACACAAUCACAGCCCCAACCCCUGCCUAUACCACCAGCACAGCCCUAGACACAAUCACAGCCCCAACCCCUGCCUAUACCACCAGCACAGCCCUAGACACAAUCACAGCCCCAACCCCUGCCUAUACCACCAGCACAGCCCUAGACACAAUCACAGCCCCAACCCCUGCCUAUACCAUGAGCACAGCCCUAGACACAAUCACAGCCCCAACCCCUGCCUAUACCACAACCACCAGCACAGCCCUAGACACAAUCACAGCCCCAACCCCUGCCUAUACCACAACCACCUGCACAGCCCUAGACCCAAUCACAGCCCCAACCCCUGCCUAUACCACAACCACCUGCACAGCCCUAGACACAAUCACAGCCCCAACCCCUGCCUAUACCACGAGCACAGCCCUAGACCCAAUCACAGACCCACCACUGCCCCAACCUGCCCUAGAGAACUGCCCCAAGGCUGUCCCAACCUGCCCCAGAGAACUGUCCCAACCUGCCCCAGAGAACUGCCCCAUCCUGCCCCAGAGAACUGCCCCAUCCUGCCCCAGAGAACUGCCCCAUCCUGCCCCAGAGAACUGCCCCAUCCUGCCCCAGAGAACUGCCCCAUCCUGCCUCAGAGAACUGCCCCAUCCUGCCUCAGAGAACUGCCCCAUCCUGCCCCAGAUAACUGCCCCAGAUAACUGCCCCAGAGAACUGCCCCAUCCUGCCCCAGAGAACUGCCCCAUCCUGCCUCAGAGAACUGCCCCAUCCUGCCUCAGAGAACUGCCCCAUCCUGCCCCAGAGAACUGCCUAGCGCUACAUAGCAACAUAUAAAUCCAGAGCCAUACACUGUAUAGACUAUAGAUAAUCUAGAUCUGUUAUUGGAUAUAACUCUAUACUGUAUAGAUAAUAUAGAUCUGUUAUUGGAUAUAACUAUAUACUGUAUAGAUAAUAUAGAUCUGUUAUUGGAUAGAACUCUAUACUGUAUAGAUAAUCUAGAUCUGUUAUUGGAUAGAACUCUAUACUGUAUAGAUAAUCUAGAUCUGUUAUUGGAUAGAACUCUAUACUGUAUAGAUAAUAUAGAUCUGUUAUUGGAUAGAACUCUAUACUGUAUAGAUAAUCUAGAUCUGUUAUUGGAUAGAACUCUAUACUGUAUAGAUAAUCUAGAUCUGUUAUUGGAUAGAACUCUAUACUGUAUAGAUAAUCUAGAUCUGUUAUUGGAUAGAACUCUAUACUGUAUAGAUAAUAUAGAUCUGUUAUUGGAUAUAACUCUAUACUGUAUAGAUAAUCUAGAUCUGUUAUUGGAUAUAACUCUAUACUGUAUAGAUAAUCUAGAUCUGUUAUUGGAUAUAACUCUAUACUGUAUGGCUCAGAUUAACUCUCACUGUUAUUCACUGUCUCAGUCUACGUCCCAAAUGGCACCCUAUUCAGUGCCCUACUUUUCACCAAGACCCAUAGGGCUCUGGUCAAAAGGUAGUGCACUAGUUAAGGAAAAGUCUAUUCAGUUUGAAAAUUGAAGUAGAGCAGAAUGCCAUGGGUUUUUUUUUGGGGGGGGGGGGCACUUUUGAAGGACUUAGUGUAUGAACCUAUAGACUUUAGCUCAGUGGGAUUACAACACAGUGACAGCAGGACACCUGGAUUCUAACCCCGGUUCGUCGACGGGGUCACAAACACCUUUUUAAAAGGGUUGACUGUACCCUCUUCCCCAUGAUAUUUAUUGUAACAGGAUGUAGGAUGUGGACCUCUUCCCCAUGAUAUUUAUUGUAACAGGAUGUAGGAUGUGGACCUCUUCCCCAUGAUAUUUAUUGUAACAGGAUGUAGGAUGUGGAUCUCUUCCCCAUGAUAUUUAUUGUAACAGGAUGUAGGAUGUGGACCCUCUUCCCCAUGAUAUUUAUUGUAACAGGAUGUAGGAUGUGGACCUCUUCCCCAUGAUAUUUAUUGUAACAGGAUGUAAGAUGUGGACCUCUUCCCCAUGAUAUUUAUUGUAACAGGAUGUAAGAUGUGGACCUCUUCCCCAUGAUAUUUAUUGUAACAGGAUGUAGGAUGUGGACCUCUUCCUGACUACAUUUCCAUGUGCUUUUUAGCUGCCUUAACUGUACAGCAUAAUAUCCAUGUAAUUUAAAUGCAGUAUUUCUUACUUAACAUAAUAGCCAUUCAAUUUAAAUACAGUAUUUGUCAUUAGCAUAAUAGCCAUUCAAUUUAAAUACAGAAUUUGUCAUUAGCAUAAUAGCCAUUCAAUUUAAAUACAAUAUUUCUUCACUUAACAUAAAAGCAAUUCACUUUAAAUACAGUAUUUGUCAUUAAAUGUGAGAUUCUCUGAAGGUGCACAAUGCCAAGCACAAAGCCAAGAGACUUUGACCAUCAUCUCUCUUGCAUGAAUUAAUUAAUUGAAUUCAUGAAUCUCAGGAAACCACUUAGCCCAAUCUUUCUGUCCAGCCGUUCGUUCGCCCGUCCAUCAGUCGUUUUAUUCGCCGAGCGAGCUAAUGAAGACCAUGAUAGGUUGUUUUUUGUUUGUCAUUUGGAUCAUUUUAACAAGUGAUCUACUUUUUUUUUUUAAGAGCAUUAAUUGAGACAUUUUAUGAUAUCGAUGACAUGACAUUCUGCCUUGUCAAAUACAUAUAACGGUUACAAUUUGACUGGUAUUAUAACAUGCAUUAUUAUAGGGUGGAAGGGAUCAAUGUGUACGUCCCAAAUUGACCACUGUUGCCUAUACGUAGGGCCCAUUGUAGUUUGCUACAGACAAUAGCGUGCCAUUUGGGAUUUAGCCACUGUAUUAUCUGCUUCAGUACUUCCUUCCUGAUCUAUUGCAAACACUUGCACAUUCUUCAACUUGAGUGUAUUGAUUGUUUGGCCCACAAUUGUUUAGUGUUUUGAAUUCAAAUGAGAUAUUUUGAUGGCACCUUCAUUUCAAUAGGCAACAUGUUUUAAUGUAGAUGGUAAAAGCCUUCUAAUUUCCACAUUAAAGGUUUGGUAAUGAA
Salvelinus fontinalis (brook trout) is the source of this 6312-nucleotide messenger RNA. RefSeq lists its product as uncharacterized. The transcript is spliced from 5 exons. Gene Ontology annotation, molecular function: protein binding; RNA polymerase II cis-regulatory region sequence-specific DNA binding; DNA-binding transcription factor activity, RNA polymerase II-specific. Gene Ontology annotation, biological process: regulation of transcription by RNA polymerase II. The record is from RefSeq and is a predicted model, not a curated record. NCBI's taxonomy places the organism in Eukaryota, Metazoa, Chordata, Actinopteri, Salmoniformes, Salmonidae. Bases 153 to 3041 code for a protein of 962 amino acids.